AACUUCACAGGAAAAAAGAGGCAAGUCCACUUACUAAAUGAGCAACAAAGCAGGAAACACACUAUAUCCCUGGGUUUGUUAAAAAAAACAGCAGCAACUUAAAAUCAGAAUCAAUGGCUGAUCAUGUUGAAGAUAAAGAAUUGAGUGCUGCCAGAAGGAGGCUGUGCUCUGUCUCCAACCACCUUGUUCCUGUGACACCACCUUCCAUUUCUUUGCAUGGUUGCAGUAGUGGCAGCUCCAUCAGUGACAGUUAUCAUCGCAUUCAUGGCGAUGUGAGUACGCAUGAACCGGUCUGGGAAAGGGCUAUUGAUGAGCUGGGAAUUGAGUACACUGACAUUGUUUACGAGAAAGCGAAGGGUGAAGGCAUUGCCAAGAUCACAAUUAACAGGCCAGAGAGAAGAAAUGCUUUUCGACCACAAACAAUCAAGGAACUCAUUCGUGCAUUUAAUGAUGCAAGGGAUGAUAAUUCAGUGGGAGUGAUCAUUCUUACCGGAAAGGGGACAAAAGCAUUCUGCAGUGGUGGCGAUCAAGCAUUGAGAAGUAAAGAUGGUUAUGCUGAUCAUGAAAAAUUUGGUCGAUUGAAUGUUUUAGAUUUACAGGUGCAAAUUCGGAGACUUCCAAAACCAGUGAUUGCAAUGGUUGCAGGUUAUGCUGUUGGCGGAGGACAUGUGCUCCAUAUGGUCUGUGACCUAACAAUUGCAGCUGAUAAUGCUGUUUUUGGGCAAACGGGUCCGAAGGUUGGAAGCUUUGAUGCUGGCUAUGGAUCUUCAAUAAUGUCUCGUUUGGUUGGACCUAAAAAGGCACGAGAAAUGUGGUUUCUGUCAAGGUUCUAUACUGCUUCUGAAGCAGAAAGGAUGGGACUUGUAAACACAGUUGUUCCACUAGAGAAGCUAGAACAGGAGACGGUCAAAUGGUGUCGAGAGAUUCUGAGGAACAGCCCAACUGCAAUCAGGGUGCUUAAGUCGUCUCUUAACGCAGUUGAUGACGGGCAUGCUGGACUCCAGGAACUUGGAGGAAAUGCUACACUCAUAUUUUACGGAACUGAAGAAGGUAACGAGGGGAAGACAGCAUAUAUGGAACGUAGACGCCCAGAUUUUGCUAAAUUUCCUCGCCUACCCUGAUGAAGAUUCUUAUUAAGUGUCACUCAGCAUCGAGGGAAUUAUAAACCAAGUGUUGUACCAAAGUAUGAACUCAAUUUUCAUGCCAUGCAAUGUACUUAAUCUAGUUGCGAAUUGAGAUGACAAAUACCUACUGAAGAGAAUUAAUUUUUGAAUGA
Messenger RNA from Daucus carota subsp. sativus, 1276 nucleotides. Its product is annotated as 1,4-dihydroxy-2-naphthoyl-CoA synthase, peroxisomal. NCBI's taxonomy places the organism in Eukaryota, Viridiplantae, Streptophyta, Magnoliopsida, Apiales, Apiaceae. Gene Ontology annotation, cellular component: cytosol. Gene Ontology annotation, molecular function: 1,4-dihydroxy-2-naphthoyl-CoA synthase activity. Gene Ontology annotation, biological process: menaquinone biosynthetic process. Bases 114 to 1121 code for a protein of 335 amino acids. The record is from RefSeq and is a predicted model, not a curated record. The transcript is spliced from 9 exons.